AUGGUUGAUAUCACUUGGGAAUGUUUCCUCAAAUUACAAGAUGAAAUUAAAUCGAGAAACAGUCGUGUAUCAUCUGUUAUUGAAAUAUGUGAUCGCUUAAAAGCUGAUUAUCAACAACAAAUUGAACGAAUUCCAUUUGAUUAUGCUAGUGAUCUUGAAAACAGAUGGCAUCAAUUAUGGAUUAAUUCAGUUGAAAUUCAAUGUAAACUUGAAGAAAGAUCUAAAAUAGUGAAACAUUCGACAUCUCUUCCUUUAAUUGACGAAGACGAUAUCAUACCAUUUAAUUCAAGUGAAUACGAAAAAAUUUCUUUAACAUCGUCAAAUAAUACAAGUAUUCAUUUUGAUAUUAAUUCUUCUUUAAUUAAUCGUAAACGUUCAAGAUCACCUAAUAUUAGGAUUAAUAUAUGUAAAAUAUCAUCGAAUUUAAAUAGAAAAAUGAUUAAAUCGAAACGACGUAUGUCAUUAAAUUUUUUACCUAAACUUUCACCUUCAACAGUUUAUUAUUCAUUAACAAAUCUAAAUGAUAAUGAAGAUAAAAUAAUAAUAAAAAAACAAAAAAAGACAUCAUCAAAAUUAGAUAUUGGUUAUGCAAGUGAAGAUGAUUAUGACAAAAAACCAAUAUCAACAAUAAAAAAAAGUCAAAGUGACAGUAAACUUAAAUUUAAAAAAUCAACAACGAAUAUUUUAUCAUCAUUAACACAAUCAUUACCAUUAUUUCAACAUAGUCAUAUGUUACCGAAAUGGUGGAGAUAUUCAAUAACAUCAGCUUAUGAUACAUGUUCAAAUCCCGAUAUUGAUAUGAGUAUUGACGAAAAAAAAAAACCUAAACUCAAACCAUCUUUACUUAUGUAUAGUAAAAAAUAUACAAAACUUAAAAAAUAUAUUCAACAAAAAUCUACACUAAUAUCAAAUUCAUACGAUGCAAGUACAGAAUAUACUGAUCAAGAACAAUCAGAAGAUGAUGUUGAUACUUUAUCAUCAGAUUUAAUAUCAUUAUCACCAAUUAAUCAUUAUCAAAAUUCAGAUUCUCUAUUUUAUAAUCGAUAUACAACAACGACAACAACAACUGGUUAUUCAUCAGAUAUUGAGCCUGAAACAAGAACAACAAUACCAUCUGAAAUUGAAGAUCAAUCAUUGUUAUACUCAGAUGUCGAAUCAUUGAAUACAAUAACAAUAAAUGAUAAAAUAGAAAGUUCUGAACCAUGUUGGGAUGGAUAUCAAAAUCCUCUUUUUUAUCAACUAAAUUCUCAAGAUAUGGAUUCAAUGGAAACAAUCCUUAAAUGGGAUGAUCAAUUUUUCGAAAUUGAUCAACUAUGUAAUUCAACAUCCGAUGAUGAUAUACAUAUUCAUGAUAAUUUCAAUCGUCCUUCUUUAUGGAAUAACAAUAGUUCAUCAUUAUCAUUAAUAACAAGUAUAACAAACAAACAACACUUUGAUUCAGAUUCUGAUUUGGAUGAUUUUAAUUAUGUUAUAAAUGAAAGUGAAAAACAAUUACUUAAAACACGACAAAGUUUAGAAAAGAAAAAACGACAACAACAACAAUCAAUUUCAAUAACUCAUAAUCGUAAUCAACGAAAAUAUGAUGAAAUACUUCGUACAUGUGAAACAAAUAUUCAAUGUUUACAACAAAUUUUAACAAAUCUUCAUCGAUCAAACAAUUCUCGUCUUAAUAAUAUACAAGCUAUUGAAUUAUUACAAAAAUAUUUAACCGAUUGGCAUGAUAUGCGACAGCAAGUUAAUAAUGAUCGAAUAUGUGCACGUCAUUUAUUACAUAUAUCACAAGAAAUUAUUAAAUUAAAAUUACGUUUAGACGAAGAAUUAUCUCAAAUCAAUAUAUCGUUAAAUCCUUCAUGGUUUGACAAUAAUUCAUUGAAUCAGUUAAAAGAUCAAAUUUCUUAUGAAAUUGAUUUAGAAAAAGAAAAUCGUCAAAAAUUAACUUCAUUUUAUACGAAUCUUCAUCUAGCUGAAGAACAUUUAAAAGAAUAUCGUAUGACUUAUCCAGAUGUUUCAUUAUCAUUUAAUAUGGAUGAACAUUUACAUAAUAGUCAUUUAACACUUGAACAAUUUUCAAAUAAAAUGGAUUCAUAUCGAAAUCAAUUACGUACAUUAUUAACAAUGAUUGAUAAUCUUAUAUCUAUUGAAAAUCAUAUUGAACAAAAAUUGACUUCUCUCGAUUAUCCAAUUGAACUUCAAGAAUUACAAACAUUAAUUGAUAAUUAUGAACGAAUGAUUCCAAUAAAUAAUUCCGAUUUAAUUAUAAAAAAUCAUUAUGAAUAUAAAUUAGAUAUAUAUAGAAAAAUGUUUAAUGAUUUAAUUCGUAAACAAGAAAAACAUGUUUCAUUUGAUAGUCCAAUUAAUUUUAAUAAUAAUAAUUCAACAAAUAUUAAUUCGUCGACAUCAACAUCAUCGACAGCAUCUACUCCACAAGAACAAUAUACAAAUAAUUCGAAUGAUAAUUUUCGAAAGAAGAAAAUGAUAUUCAAUCAAUACAGACAAAAAGAAAUUCGAGAUAUGCAACAAAGUAGCACAACUAGUAAAACAUCAAAUAAACAAAGUACAACAUCGUCUUAUAUAUCCGAUGAUUGCAAAGUUUUAUAUAUAGAAACAGUUAUUGAAGUACCUAAACCUGUCUUUUAUGAACAAACAACAAAUACAUUAUCAACAACAAAUACUGAAUAUCAUCAUCAUCAUCAUAACAUUCCACAUAAUAAAUUAAAUAGUGAACAAAUAUUAACAUCAAAUAAAAAUCAAUUUUUCAUGGAUUCAACUGAUAAAAAUCAUGAUGAAGAUACAACAGAUGAUGAUUUAUCUAAUCAACAUAGUAAACCGGUGAAUUGCUCCAUAAGAAAUCAUCAUCAAAUAACAAAAGAUAAUUUACAACAACAUGCUGACAGUGGAAUUGAAUUAGAUCAAACAUCAUCAUCAUCAACAAUAUAUAAUCAACAAACAUCAAAUGAUCAAUUAUUAUUUCCAACAUCAUCGAAUAGAAAUUUUGAUCAAACAUCACAAUCAUCACUUAUUCGUCGUAUACAAAAACAAACAACAUCAAAAAAUGAAAAUAUUCUAAGAAAUAAAAAUUAUUUAUCAUCAAAUUUAAAUCAAUUACCAUCAAAUUUAUAUCGACAAGAUACAUAUUGGAAUCGUUUAAAACAAACAUGGUUUUGUUCACUUCUAAUUGGUCUUUUCAUUUUAUUCAUUUUAUUUCUUAUUUAUUUAUUUGCACUUGAUUCAUGUUCCCGAUCGGCAAUAUUUAAACGAAUUUUUCAUAAAAUUAUCCGUAUUGAAAGUCAAGGCUUACCCACUAUUUGA
Molecule: messenger RNA, 3309 nt
Organism: Rotaria sp. Silwood2
Lineage: Eukaryota; Metazoa; Rotifera; Eurotatoria; Philodinida; Philodinidae
Source: the annotation of a GenBank genome assembly